AUGCCCCCACCAAAAUCCAAAGGAGGAAAAAUGCUAGGCCUCAUCAAUUGGAGGCUCAAAGUGACCAUCAAUGACGGACGCGCGCUGACAGGUCAGAUGCUUGCAUUCGAUAGGCAUAUGAACCUUGUCCUGGCGGACUGUGAAGAGUUCAGACGCGUUCGGCCCAAGAAAAAAGCCGGAGAAAGCGAGGCACCUGCUGAGCAGGAGAUGAAGCGCACCUUGGGUCUCGUGAUUUUGCGAGGGGAGACAGUCGUCAGCUUAAGCGUCGAGGGGCCUCCGCCAGUUGUAGACGAGGACAAAAAGAAUGCGCUGCCUGUUGGUCCUGGUCGCGGAAUGCCUGCAGGUCGUGGAAUGGGAAUGAUGCCUCCUAUGGGUAUGCCUCCUGUGGGUCGUGCUCCAAUUCCCUUUGCCCCACCAGGCAUGCCAGGCCCCCCUCCUGGCUUCCGUCCUCCUGGCUUCCCUCCAGGUGGAUCAUUCCCUCCUCCACCAGGCUUUGGUGGACCCCCUCCCCCUGGGUUCCAACCACCUCCCCAGUAA
This is a messenger RNA of Suillus plorans, 537 nucleotides long. RefSeq names its product Sm-like ribonucleoprotein. Gene Ontology annotation, biological process: mRNA splicing, via spliceosome. NCBI's taxonomy places the organism in Eukaryota, Fungi, Basidiomycota, Agaricomycetes, Boletales, Suillaceae. The record is from RefSeq and is a predicted model, not a curated record. Bases 1 to 537 code for a protein of 178 amino acids. Gene Ontology annotation, molecular function: RNA binding. The transcript is spliced from 5 exons. Gene Ontology annotation, cellular component: U2 snRNP; U1 snRNP; U4 snRNP.